AUGUGCGAUUUUCUCGGUCUGAAAUCAGCCGAGCUCAAAGAGUUCUUCAUUGCCGGCGACAGAAUGUUGUGGCUAUAUAAAGGUCACCUCGUGCAGACGCGUGUCGAGAGCGCCUUCUUGGACAAACCUCUCGAAGAAGCCCCCGAUUUUCCCGUUGCCGAGAACGGCAUUUACGAGAAAAUCUUGGCAGUGAAUACGAGCACCAAUCUCGUAGUGCUACUGCGCAAUGAUGAAGGGGUGGCCUACCAAAGUUUCGACGUCUCGGUCGAGGAUGCCCCAAUUGAACUCCCACCGCUCGGUUUCGUAAACAAAGCCAGCGUCAAAGAGUUAUUGGACCUGAAGAUUUUGCCCGAUUUAUUUUUGACACCACCCAAUGUCUACCGGCCGGCGGGCCAAUCAGGUGACACGAAGGAUUUCAUGGAAACUUGUUUGACCUUGGUGGACGCUUGCAUCGAUAAAAUCAGCUUCGUGCCAGAUAACUGGGAGGUCGUUUGGGGCAGGGGCCAAGUGGAAGAUGAGAUGGUGAAGACCGCGUUUUUGUUCAUCGACGAUCAAGAAUAUUUGAUUGGCAUUACACAGUCAGGUCUGGUCUACGGGCCCGCGAAGGGACAUGGGACGUGGAUGCCAUUUACCGAAGCGGGAGCGGCGAAGCAAUCGGAAAGGUACAACUUUGUCGACAUGCAAUGCCUCUACGAGAAGCAACAAAUUUUGUUGUUGAUGCAGGGUGCUUUUGUUCUAACGUGCGGGUGGUUUAUAAAAGAAGAGCAGCUCAUCUUCCAACAGCUCCGCUUCGAUAGCAUCCCGGAUUUGAGGGAGGCAAAAUGCUUCCUUUCUCACGCAACACAGCGCUGUCUGGUGUUCGGCUGGGGACAUUUGCCGAGAUACUGGACCAACGACGAUCACUAUUCACCUCUAAUCUACGACUACGAGACCAAGAGGCGCUGGGCAUCCAGUCGCCAUAACCUCAGGGAGAUGCAUGCGGCUAGAGAACUUUGCUCUGGAGUCCAUAUAGGCAGCGAUGGCAACGCGAGCAUGAUAGCCAUGAAUGGGGAGAAUGAAAGGUUUCACCUAGCGCUCGAACGGGACGAGGUGGUGACAGUACAACCAGGGUUAAUUGCGCAUCAAAUCGAAAAGGUUGUUGCCGCCCCAUUCGACGACCUGGGCUUUACCUUGAUAGCUGCCGUCGGUGAAUAUCGCGCUACCCUACUCAUCUACCAACCGGAAAAUGAAUUAUUGACAGCCGUCAACGAGCAUGCCGGGACAAAAUUUUGCGAUGCGGGCUUUGCUUUGACGGAAACCAUCAAUGGGGUACGGGUUGCGGUGGCGACGCUCGUUUUGAUGGGGCGGGAAUCACUCGGCUCAUUCGACGUCCUCGAGCUGAUGAUAAAGGGCAACGUUGAAGAUCCGUCUAUGCCGGAAGUGUUGAUACUGAAGCGGACCCGGCGGUGCGGGCCGGGACAAGCGAACUGCAUGUACAUCCCGCAAACGUACGAGUGGUGGGAGGGAUUUUUCUGGAUGUACUACGUCACGGUGGUCGACUGCAAGCGCAAACUGUGCACGGGCGACUGUGGCCAAGGAGACUACAUGGCAAUCGGUCAAUACGGAAUUAUGCCGGAAGCCAAGUGGUUUUCCACCCUGCGCCGUGACGCCGUGGCGAUGAAGCAGGUCCAUUCGAAAGAACCGCGUUUUCAGAUGACGUUCAAACGUUCGACACAAAAAAGGGGCUCGGAUGUGGAGGUCUAUUAUGUCGAAGAGGAGGGCGACAGCAAAGCGGGCCUGCCCGACUACACGUAUAUCGAUUAUGAUGGCAAAACGAUAUCGCUCUUGAAUCAGGAAAACUUUGUGACGGUCAAAAUCCGGAACACCGAUUCACUAUGGCCGCGAGAGCUGGACUUCGGAAAAGAUCCUUGCUACUUUCUGCAUAAACGUGGAGAGGAGUUUUCUAUCCCAUUUUCGAAUUUCUUCGCUGCCACCGGCUUGCUCGAUGACGCCUUAUCCGAAUCGAAGAUCUGCCCAAUAUUGCUGAACCAUGCACUGAUCUACACAAAAACGUCUCUGCGGAUAGCCCGGCCCUGUGCGUGCUUUUCGAAGACCGAAAGAAACGAG
Mesorhabditis spiculigera is the source of this 2106-nucleotide messenger RNA. The record is from the annotation of a GenBank genome assembly. NCBI's taxonomy places the organism in Eukaryota, Metazoa, Nematoda, Chromadorea, Rhabditida, Rhabditidae.